CUACAGCUCUAAGCCGAGCUUGUGCAGGCCAGACAGCCGGCCUGGGAGGCAUCGAGUGAGCAGGAGUGUUCCGGCUUAGCCAUGGCAGCGGCUCCCAUGAAAGUGUGCAUCGUGGGCUCCGGGAACUGGGGAUCAGCUGUGGCGAAGAUAAUUGGGAAUAAUGUCAAGAACCUGCAAAAGUUCGCCUCCACCGUCAAGAUGUGGGUCUUCGAAGAGACAGUAAAUGGGAGGAAGCUGACAGACAUCAUAAAUAACGACCAUGAAAACGUGAAAUAUCUCCCUGGACACAAGCUGCCAGAAAAUGUGGUUGCUGUCCCAAAUCUCAGUGAGGCGGUGCAGGAUGCAGACCUGCUGGUAUUUGUCAUUCCCCACCAGUUUAUCCACAAGAUCUGUGAUGAGAUCACGGGCAGGGUGCCCAAGAAGGCCCUGGGUAUCACCCUCAUCAAGGGCAUAGAUGAGGGCCCUGAAGGCCUGAAGCUCAUCUCCGACAUUAUUCGAGAGAAGAUGGGAAUUGACAUCAGUGUGCUGAUGGGGGCCAACAUUGCCAGCGAGGUGGCUGCUGAAAAGUUCUGUGAGACCACCAUCGGCAGCAAAGUGAUGCAGAAUGGCCUUCUUUUCAAAGAGUUGCUGCAGACCCCCAACUUCCGAAUCACUGUGGUAGAUGAUGCAGACACGGUGGAACUCUGUGGUGCUCUUAAGAACAUCGUUGCUGUGGGAGCUGGCUUUUGUGACGGUCUCCGCUGUGGGGACAACACGAAGGCAGCCGUCAUCCGCCUGGGCCUCAUGGAAAUGAUCGCUUUCGCCAGGAUCUUCUGCAAGGGCCAGGUGUCCACAGCCACCUUCCUGGAGAGCUGUGGGGUAGCAGACCUCAUCACCACCUGCUACGGAGGGAGGAACCGCAAGGUGGCUGAGGCCUUCGCCAGGACUGGGAAGACCAUUGAAGAACUGGAGAAGGAGAUGCUGAAUGGACAGAAGCUCCAGGGCCCACAGACAUCUGCUGAAGUCUAUCGCAUCCUCAAACAGAAGGGGCUGCUUGACAAGUUUCCAUUGUUUACAGCCGUGUAUCAGAUCUGCUAUGAAGGCAGGCCUGUCACAGAGAUGCUGUCCUGCCUGCAGAGUCACCCUGAGCACAUCUGAAGGAAACCAGGCUGCCAGCUAGGGACAGCUCGGCCUCACCUGUCCCAGGAUUACCUGGAAACCAGGACUUGGCCACCAUCCCUGUACUCCUAUCCUGAACACGUGUGAAUUGUGCCAGCUUCAGUUCUGUGUUGGGAGGCACGUCCCUGGCUAAGAUGUAUUGGGUAACAACUAAGCACACAUGUGAAUGUGUGUAUGUGCAUUUCUCAUUCUGUGGGUGUGUCUAUGAGCCAACAUCAGAUGUGUGUUUUAAUGAUCACAUUUGAAAUUUCCCCUCUAAGGCAGCCUGUGAGAUCAGUACUAUCUCAGUUAAAUUCUGUGGAUGUGAUUCAUACAUAUAUGAGGGAAGAAUUAUUUUUCUCAUUCUCUUGGUGAUACAGUUAACCAGCAUAACAAUGGUAAACAUAAUGGCAGAGUGGGUAUGUCUGAUGAACACCAUAUUUAACUUUUAAACACUAUCUCAAAGCCAGCAGAAUGAACUACUUGGAUCAUUUUUAACAAUUAGGUGUUUUAAUUAGAUAGUCCACUUACACGUUUCUUCUCCCUGUGGAUGUUGCGGUUUUGAGCCUCCUUUCUCUUCGUUGGCUGCAUGAAUGGACUUGUGGACAGACCCAGCAGUAGCAGAGGAUGGAGAGCUCACCUGGCUCGCUCACCCCUGCUGUAACGCACACAUUCUUUUAACAACAGACACUGUAUGAUGCUCUGUGUUAGGUGCGGCUUUUCUGUAACCAUAUCUCUGCAAGCUUACAGAACCCUGGAGGGGACUGUUGUCAUGUAAGAAACCACAGUUGUACCUGGUCACCAGGGGACAUGGCCCAGAGCCCGGUGCACCAUACUUCACCCCUCUAAGGUAGGACCUGCAAAGACUGUACUGGGCCCCUCUGAUAACUAGCUAAUUGGUUAUGGAAAUGCCCCCAUGCACUUCCUAGGGCCACAGAAGGUCUUCCUGAGAGGGAGAUUCAUGUGGCUUGAAGUCUCCAUGGUAACCACUCCAAGUGUCCCCAGUCCAGCAGAAAUGGUUGUCCUAGGAAUGCAGGUUUCCAGCACCACCACCACCCGCCCACCCCGGGCAUCAGGAGAGGCCCUGUGUUUCACCAUGCCUUCUGCACAUUUCUGAUUCUCACUACAAUUUGAGAACCACUGCAUUAGAGAACUUACUUGAGUGUGGCCUUCUAUAAACCGUGUUCUAGAGGGGACAAGAGUCCCAGGGUCAGUGGCUAUUCCAGUGGACUCUGGAAUGCUCCAAUGAGUUUGGGAAAAACCACCUCACCCUUCUGGAAGGUGUAACCUAUAUGCUAAAACCUAAAUCGAAUCUGUUGACUUAUUCCAGCAAGUUCCAAACUCAUUAGACUAUGGAGGUUUUUUUGUUUUGUUUUUGACAAGGAUAUUAGCCAAAGUUUACAGGGAAUAUUGCUAUAGGGUAAAGUGACCCCCGAUCCCUGAAAGAAAUUAGGAUGACUAACUGCUUAUGAUAUUGCUUGUUCUGUGUAGCCCAGGCUAGACUCAAAAUUGUCAUCUUCCUGCUUCUGCCUCCAGAGUAGCUGGAAUUACCAUGCCCAGCUGCUAUUUGUAGUUUUUUUGAGAUUUAAGGUUUAGUUCUGCCCUGAAUCUUUAAGGAAGCUUUCGGGUAACAUGGGCAAGUACCGACAAGUAGAUGCCAACCCCGCUGAAACGCACAUUGUUAUAUUCUAGAAUUAAAGUGGGAAUGACUUUCUCUAUUUAAAAAUGAGUCUCAUUUCAGAAUAGCAUUCCGGGAGUGUUCAAAGAACAUAUGAACUUCAAGCAAUCAUGUGUUUUAGUUUGUGAACUUUUGGUUUCCCCUCCCUUGUCCUGGUUUGGUAUUCCCUGCCCCAACCCCUUCUAUAAUUGAAAUGAUUGUAAAAUAGAUUUUUAUGGAAAAAAUUUUAACUAUCCCAAAGGACUUUGGGAGCAUUAUAAAGCCCAUACCUAAAAGCCUCUGGAAACACCAGGCUGCUCACCCAGCAGUUUUAGUAACAAUGUUAACUUAGUCAAUUUUUCUCUUGUCUCCUGAUAAAUCUUUUUAAAAGUUUGUACAUAAAUGGCAAAGAAUUGCUUUUUAAGAUAUAAGAAGGGCUGUAAGCUAACUGGUGUCUACCAAGUAGGAUGAUCCGCCAUUAGGAUCUUGUUUUGUAUUGUUGUUAACAUUUUACUUCCUCUCCGGGUCUCGUACUUCCGAAUCCCUCCUACCUAAAACCCCUUUACUGAUGUCCCUCUUGAACAUAUUUAUCAUAAAUGGAAAAAGAGAAAUUCUUUAAGCUUGUGCUCCACCAACCAGAAAUAUUACUCUAUGAGUGAGUCAUUUAUUUUUUGUAAGCACCGGCUGAUUGACAGGUCUUACUAGCUAUGGCCAUUGGGAUGGAGACACCUAGAUUAGAAACCUAACCUGCAGUAUUUCAGCCAACCUGUGAAUGUAAAACUACACUUUUGCCUUGAUACUGAGCACCCUGUUAUAGUGUGGGACAAAUCCCUGUCUGGAAAUCCAACCCCCCCACCCCCCAGGGAUGGAAUUGAGCCAGACUUCUAGUGUUUUAACUUUAUAACUCAGCCCACAGCUACCCUAAGGAGGGUAUUGUGCUGAGAGGCUGGUGUCCAAAGGGAAUUUUAAUUUCUCUGCCAGUUCAUAUUGGCUAACCUCUUACUUACAUAUGUACUGUGUUUACAAACUAUAGGUGGAUAAUUUAAAGGUUUGAUUUAAUAAACAAUUCCUCAAACCCGU
Messenger RNA from Nannospalax galili (Upper Galilee mountains blind mole rat), 3874 nucleotides. It is a transcript of the gene Gpd1l, whose product is annotated as glycerol-3-phosphate dehydrogenase 1 like. Gene Ontology annotation, biological process: glycerol-3-phosphate catabolic process; carbohydrate metabolic process. Bases 82 to 1137 code for a protein of 351 amino acids. Lineage: Eukaryota; Metazoa; Chordata; Mammalia; Rodentia; Spalacidae. Gene Ontology annotation, cellular component: glycerol-3-phosphate dehydrogenase (FAD) complex; cytosol. Gene Ontology annotation, molecular function: NAD binding; protein homodimerization activity; glycerol-3-phosphate dehydrogenase [NAD(P)+] activity. The record is from RefSeq and is a predicted model, not a curated record. The transcript has 8 exons.